AUGCUGCGUCGACGGCUGCUGCGGUCGUCACGGGUACUUGGUAGACGUACGACGUCAAGUAGUAGUACAUUUAGUCUUGAUAAUAUUAAAAACAAGUGGAUGCAAGCGACAGUAAAAGAAUUGUCCGUAGAAAUGCUACCAGCGCUUAAGGUGAUGUCCGAGAGUCUGAGACUAUUGCGUCAGAGUCCCACGUUGCGUAACUCGAGCGCUUCUGAUUGGCUCGUGGGAUUAUCGGUCUUAACUCAGUACAAAAGUCAACACCAUGUGACGGGAUUGUAUGACGAAACACAUAAAAAGGCUUUUGUACUGGAUCAGGAAUUAAUGGCCAAAUUAUUGCGUUACGUUCGUGUAUGUGACGCCGUAUACGCGUCUUCUGUCACUUUGUUUUGUAAAGAAGCUGCUGUGUCAUCAGAUUGUGUGCUACGAGCACAUUCGGGCGGUGUCGUGUCACCCAAGUGCGUGAUUUUGGCUGACCAUGAACACCAAGAACUGGUGCUAGUGGCUCGAGGUACUGCGUCUUUACUAGACUUUUGCACGGACUUGUGUCUUCACAAUGAGCCUUUUGAAAACGGACAAGGUCAUCGUGGUAUGGUGCACGCUGCGACCUGGCUAGUCCACCAUUUACACAGUGAUUUGAAGGAGUUGUCGGAAAAGUAUCCAGACUAUCGCCUUGUAGCAACAGGCCAUAGUCUAGGCGCAGCAGUGGCAGCACUUGCUACCAUACAGCUGCGCAAAGAGUUCCCGACGAUACAGUGUUACGCGUUUGGUACACCAGCUUGUGUGACACAGGAGCUAGCAACUGGUACCUAUGACUUUGUGACGACAGUAGUGAACGGAUAUGACUGCGUACCGCGUCUGCAUCAACACUCGCUGAUGCAGUUACAGGACGAGAUUCGUUGCUUUGAUUGGCGAACUGCAUUGAAAAAAAUGGUGAUGGAGGAGAUUCAUAAACAAAAGGUUGCAUUGGAGAAGCAGCCGCGCGCGAAACUAGAGGAGCUACACGUGACACUGCGAAAGAUGAAUUUUCUUCAAUUCAAAGAACGUACGAACAAGGCUACAGCCAAGCUGGACCAAGUGAAACGGGUUGCGUCGGAUAAUGUCAUGGAGCUCGCGCAUGAUGUCGACAAGUUACUCGCCGACAAACUGGACGCCAUCUUCUCGGUUUUCAAAGCAAACAAUCUUUCAUUGGAACAUGUCGCAUUCAUCAAGAAUCUGGUGAAAUGUGACGAUCUCAAGAAAGGUGAUUCUUUCUGGUGGAAGCGCGUGAACGAGAGUAUUGUUGGGUUGGAACGGCUAUCAUCAGCUGUCACAAAGCCCAAGGAGCUGGAGCGUGUGUUGAUAGAACUGAGAAAGGUUUUACAGAAGACCUCUGCAUCCUCAAGGAAUUCGCUGAAGAGCGAUGGUGAUCACGAUGUCGCGACUGGCUCUCCCCGACUAAAGCUUUUACGUUCUCAAGUCGACGAUAUGAUCGACAAGUCACGUGCACGGAUCAGCGGUCAAGUAUCGAAGGUGUCGACUGCUGUGACUUCGAACGUAAAAGCUUACGUAGAUACGAUAAAAGAAGAAACGGAAUCGCUGGGCACUAUUGCACAAGAAGAGCUUGAUCAAGCUGUGGAUACGAUUUAUCGUAAUCUGCCAUUUUUCGGCGGGUCGAAUAGUGAAAAGAUUAACGACGAUCAGUCAUCUACCCAGAAGAAGGAAAAUCGCGGUGAUAAAGUGCUUGAGGAGACUGAUCCUUCACAACGGAUGGAAGACGAGUCGGGAAAAGGGACGGAGCAGGAACAUGAGGAACUAAAGAAAAUUCAGCUGCAAUGGGAAAAGGACAAUAAGCUGCACCAUGACCCGUUGUUUCCUCCUGGUCGAAUCAUCUACUUGAACCGUGUCAUCACUCCAGGAUCGUCACCACAAAGCGUGACUGCUGGUAGCAGCAUCAAAACCGAUGUAGAGGUUGUGGAAGUUGCUACAGAUGAUUUUAGUCGUGUGGUGCUUUCGAAUCGUAUGCUACUUGAUCACCUCUGCACGGAUUACGAGAAAGUUUUGCAGUGUCAGGCAGAAUUGUUGAAGUCCCCGCCAGACUCGACCUAA
This is a messenger RNA of Peronospora farinosa, 2085 nucleotides long. The record is from the annotation of a GenBank genome assembly. Lineage: Eukaryota; Oomycota; Peronosporomycetes; Peronosporales; Peronosporaceae.